Messenger RNA from Suillus plorans, 931 nucleotides. RefSeq lists its product as uncharacterized. The transcript is spliced from 10 exons. Lineage: Eukaryota; Fungi; Basidiomycota; Agaricomycetes; Boletales; Suillaceae. The coding region runs from base 1 to 885 and encodes 294 amino acids. The record is from RefSeq and is a predicted model, not a curated record.
AUGACCUACGUCUCAGAUGAUCCCAGUUGGUGGCCGGCAAUCGAUUUCAAUAUUCUUUUCAGCUAUUGGAUAGUUUCCACGGGCGUCGUGGUGGUAUACGAUUGGGUCUUAACACUUGGACAAGAGAUUGAACUCAUCUGGAGACAACGCUGGUCUCUCAUGACCCUGCUGGCGUUCACUAAUUGGGUGUUUUUAGGCACUAUGACGUACUACGCAAUAAAUGGCUCAAAUGUGGCUUUGACUGCCAUGUUGGGCGUGAUCAUGAUUGCUCGGUUGCAUGCCAUGUAUCAGGGAUCUAGAAUGAUGCUUAUCUUCCUUGUUAUUAUCUUCCUGGCUGUAAACAUCGCCUGCGGAGUAAUCGCGGCAAUAGGACUCAACGAUAUUGUACUGGAGGAGUUCAUACUCUCUGGCAUAUAUAUUUGCGGUGAUGUAUAUGGAGGGGAAGGCCAUCUUCUGCCUUCAAUGGUUUGGAUGCUCAACACUGUUUGGGAGGUCCUCGCACUGUGCCUUUCAAUCUGGGUUGCUGUAAAACACUUCCGUGAGCUACGACGACUCGGCCCAUCUACAGGAUCGACCAUCGGGGACUGUUUCAGAGUGCUCAUACAAUCUCACGUUCUUUAUUUUGCAAGCUUUGUUGGUGUUUCUUGCCUCCAGCUUAUUAGUCUCUCUCUAGGAAUCACGAAUUCGGAUUCUAUUGGAGUUUCGAUACUCGGUGGUGCUGUUCAAAUUUUAUUGGUCGUGCAGAUGUUUGUGGUGGGACCACGUCUCAUCCUGAGCGUUCGAGAAUACCACGCCAAACUCGUGGCAUACUCCGACGCAGAAACUAGCAUGAAUUCGAUUGUUUUCCAGGAGCAUGUACAUGUAUCAACUAGCAGUACUGUGUAGGGGAAUGCUUGCCGAGCGGUCUGCAGGGAAAAGAAAUUUGGUGGAG